Sporothrix brasiliensis 5110 is the source of this 552-nucleotide messenger RNA. RefSeq lists its product as uncharacterized. The transcript has 2 exons. Lineage: Eukaryota; Fungi; Ascomycota; Sordariomycetes; Ophiostomatales; Ophiostomataceae. The record is from RefSeq and is a predicted model, not a curated record. Bases 1 to 552 code for a protein of 183 amino acids.
AUGCCAUUUCUGUCUCGUGAUACGACCACACCGGUGUUGUUUUUCUCGAUCUUGUCCUUUGUGGUCCCGGCAAGGCCCGCCGCCGCCAAUGUCAUCGACCUACCCAGCGAGAUUGUCGCCUUUGUCCCAUCAUGUGCAUCAGCCUGCUUCUCGACGUUUGUCAACAACAACUUUCCACUGGGAAUCUGCGGCAAGGACCCGACGUUUCAAUGUUUGUGUGAACACGCGGGGACCAACGGAUUUACCGUGGGCGAGGGUGCGUUGGCCUGCAUCGCGUCCGAGGACAGCACCGGACGCUGCACCGGCACCGAUGUCUCAUUCCACCAAAACUGUAACGACGACAGUCGUUGGAAAUACGAAAGGGAGCACGGAAGGAAGCACCGCGAGUCACAUAGCAACCCGAACUACCUCAAAGCCAACCGCCUCUACAUCAACUCGAACGCCAACCACAUUGACGAGCAGUGCUACUCUGUCCACAGAGUCUCGCUUGUUAACUGCCCCGCCCCGUUCAAGCACGGCCAUGGUGACCUCGCCUCCUACAACAAGCAGUAA